This is a messenger RNA of Capsella rubella, 2154 nucleotides long. Its product is annotated as protein GDAP2 homolog. The transcript has 15 exons. Lineage: Eukaryota; Viridiplantae; Streptophyta; Magnoliopsida; Brassicales; Brassicaceae. The coding region runs from base 258 to 1946 and encodes 562 amino acids. The record is from RefSeq and is a predicted model, not a curated record.
GCAUUGAGGUAUAUUCGCUUAAACGACAACUCAAUUUCGUAGCUGGUUUUUGAUGUUUUCUCCACUAACCUCAUCGAUCCAUCUAAAUCAUCAUAGUUGUUGAAUUUGUUCUCUUCUAGCGCAAUGAAGUUGAAUACAGAUUAGGGUAUCGUCAGAUUCGAUUUCGUGAAUCAAUUUCUCGAAUUUCAGUUUUUUUCAGUUACUUAAAUGAAUAAGCUUUUGGCAGGGACAUAAGGAGGUUUCUUGUGUGAUCUGCGAUGAUGUAUCAGGCCAUUCCCACGGCGACGACCUCUCGUGGAGGAACUCCAACAGAGAGUGGUGAUUACGUGGUGACUUUGGAUCAAAUUCCACGGUGGAGUGAUGUUGAGCAGAGGUCAUCUUUGGAGGGUGAAACAGGUGAUCCUGAACAUUCUAAUCCGCGUUACGCCAAUCCAUUAGCUUCAUCUUCCGAAGCAGGAAGUAGUGGGAAUGGGAUGGUAUCUAAGUUUCCUGUUGAUCACGAGAUAAACUCCAGAAUAUACCUGUGGAGAGGGGAACCAUGGAACCUUGAGGUUGAUGCUGUUGUGAAUUCGACAAAUGAGAACUUGGAUGAGGCACAUAGCAGUCCUGGUCUACAUGUGGCUGCUGGUCCUGGACUUGCAGAACAAUGUGCUACGUUGGGUGGAUGCAGGACAGGGAUGGCCAAAGUAACAAAUGCCUAUGAUCUGCCAGCGAGGAGGGUUAUCCAUACAGUAGGACCCAAGUAUGCAGUAAAGUAUCAUACAGCUGCCGAGAAUGCUCUAAGUCAUUGCUAUAGAUCUUGUCUGGAGCUUCUCAUAGAUAGUGGGCUUCAAAGUAUCGCUAUGGGCUGUAUAUACACAGAAGCCAAAAACUAUCCCCGAGAACCAGCUGCUCAUGUUGCCAUAAGAACUGUACGCCGCUUUCUAGAGAAGCAAAAGGAUAAAAUUAGUGCUGUUGUUUUCUGCACCACCACAUCCUCAGAUACGGAGAUAUACAAAAGAUUACUUCCACUUUACUUUCCUCGAGAUGAACAUGAGGAAGAGGUUGCCAUAUCAAAGCUCCCGGCUGAUGUUGGCGAUGAAAAUGGUGAGACGGUUAUAGACGAACGUAAAAUCAGAAUACAGGCUCUGCCAAAUAAACCUCCACCUAGAUCUUUUCCAACUCCACUUGAGCGCCCUUCUACUGAUCUUACUUUGUUACGCAGGAACUCGAAUCAUCUUGAUUCGUAUUUGGAUCCAGCCUUCAUGUCCUUGAUUAAAGAUCCAGAUGAAAGGCGCAAAGAACAAUGGGAGAAGACUGCACAAGCACAAAGUGGAUUCAACUUUGUUAAAUUACUAGGAUUUGGUGAUCUAGGAGGACCCCCUCUGUCUGCGGCAGAGGAAUACUCACUUCAUUCACGAUACCUAGCGAAAGCUAAUUCUCUCAACCUUUCUGAAAUUGCAGAGAUGAAAAUUGUCUACCGCGGAGGUGUUGACACCGAGGGUCAUCCUGUAAUGGUUGUUGUAGGAGCUCACUUUUUACUGCGAUGUCUGGAUCUUGAGCGUUUUGUGCUUUAUGUUAUAAAGGAAUUUGAACCUGUGAUACAAAAGCCUUACUCGAUUGUCUAUUUCCAUUCUGCAGCAUCUUUACAAGUCCAACCAGAUUUAGGAUGGAUGAAAAGAUUACAACAAAUACUUGGUCGCAAACACCAACGUAACCUUCAGGCAAUCUAUGUUCUUCAUCCAACUUUCCACUUGAAGGCUACAGUCUUAGCUAUGCAAUUGUUUGUUGAUAAUGUGGUCUGGAAGAAAGUUGUAUAUGCAGACCGACUUCUGCAACUGUUCAGAUAUGUUCCUCGUGAGCAGCUGACAAUCCCAGACUUUGUUUUCCAGCAUGAUCUCGAAGUUAACGGAGGAAAAGGUCUAAUCGUUGAUCCAAGAACAAAAUACGUCUAUCAACGCCCAUGAACCAAAACCUCGUCCCAAAAUCAAGAACAGUUUACUUUACUCAGUAGUUUAUUUGUAUGUGUUCUUGUGCAAUAUUUCUUCAUUCUUUCAUGUUUAUCUCCUCAGAUGUUAGCUACCCUUUUUGUGUUGAUGAUGAUACUGGGAGCAAAAUAAAGUCUUCCUCUAAUGUAAUCUACGUUUGAAUCUUGUUUAUAAAUCCAUUUUCUCA